GGACAGAACAUGGCUGCAGACAUCGUCUGCUGAUGAAAAGCGUCUGCAGGAGCAGCCUGAGAGGAGUGACAGGAGGGUCUCAGUAACAUUAGAGGUGAUGAAUCAAACAGAUGAACUACUCUGACUCUGACAUCAGGUGGGAACAGCAGCAUGUUAAACCUGUAGAUACAACGGAGAAUCAGCCGUGACCAUGAUCGACCUGAGCUUCCUGACCGAGGAGGAGCAGGAGAGCAUCCGCUCUGUGCUGAGGAGAGACGCUGAGCUGAAAAAGGCUGAGGAGAAGCGAGUCCAGAGCCUUCAGAGGAAUAUAGCCAACAAGGAGCAGCUGAGGUACAUGACCGGAGAAUGGUUCUAUGAGACCAAGCAGCUCCGCCAUCGGGACAGAAUCCAUGGAGCUGACAUCAUCAGAGCCUCCAUGAGGCACACGCAGAGGCCGCUGACUAUCUUGGAGCUCUCUCACUCGCGGCAGGAGCGGCCGAGCUUCGUCAGCAGUGAGAACAGAGAAGUGGUCGUCCCUCCUGUUCUCCAGGGCGUCCUUCAGGACCCUCAGCUAGAGCUCAGCGAGGAAAUGUAUGAAAUCAGGACUCCAUCUCCACCAGCAGAAAACAAUCCUCGACCGGUUUCUGUGUCGCCCAUGAAGGAAAGGAAAAAUCCCUUCAACAGUGAGGACUUCUCCUCAGAGGAAAAGUGUGAAGAUCAAACCCAAACACAGAAUGAGGUUUCUUCAUCUCCGUCAUCAUCAUCGGAGUGGAAACAGUUAAGAAGCAGCGUGUCAGUGCCUGUUCUUCAGCAGGACGAGACAGACAGUGACAGCACUCUGGACACCAACCUGGGUUUGAGGAGAAACACGGGAAGCUCCAGGUCUAACUUAAGCAUCUCCUCAGGAUUGGCCUCCAUGUCUUCUGUCAGUGGCAGCAUCAGCAGCAUUUACCCCGCAGACUUUGGAGACAUUGAGGUUCAGGGAAACAUACAGUUUGCUGUGAACUACAUCCAGAAGCUGGGAGAGUUUCACAUCUUUGUGGUGCAGUGCAGAGAUCUGGCUGUGGCAGACACCAAGAAGCAGCGCUCAGACCCGUACGUGAAGUGUUACCUGCUCCCUGACAAAACAAAGCUGGGGAAAAGAAAAACGGCUGUGAAGAAGAAGACUCUGAACCCAGACUACAAUGAAAUCCUCAGAUUUAAAAUCCCGAUGGAGGUGCUGAAAACUCAGAAUCUAAAUGUCUCGGUGUGGCAUAACGACACUUUUGGCCGGAACAGUUUCCUGGGUGACGUGGAAGUGGAUCUGUCAGAGUGGGACUUCACUAACACACAUAUAAAUGACUAUGCAUUAAAAGCUGGGGUGUCAGCCCCGACUUCAGCGCCGGCCCCCUCUCUGCUGCCAGACAGCAGGGGUCAGAUGAGAGUGGCCCUGAGAUUCCUGCCGCAGACGCCCAGCGGUCAGAGCACAUCGACCAUGGAAACCAGUGAGGUUCAGAUUUGGGUGAAAGACUGUAAGAAUCUUCCUCCAGUCAGAGGCGUGGUCAUCGACCCGUUUGUCAAAUGCGCCGUACUUCCUGACACCAGUCGUAAGAGCAGACAGAAGACACGGGUCGUGAAAAGGACAGCCAACCCCAUGUUUAACCACACCAUGGUGUACGACGGCUUUCGGCCAGAUGACCUGCGAGAGGCCUGUGUGGAGAUCACAGUGUGGGACCAUGACCGACUCAACAACCACUACAUCGGUGGUGUGAGGCUCGGGCUGGGAACAGGGAAGAGUUACGGCGUGGAGGUGGGAUGGAUGGAUUCUACGGCAGAUGAAGCUCAUUUAUGGCAGAGGAUGUUGGAGGCUGACGGGGAAUGGGUGGAGGAUGUUUUACCUUUGAGAAUGUUGGUGUUGGCAAAAAGCAUGUCCAAAUGAGACUGUACAUGUGGAGAGGAAGAACACUGCAUGUAUAUACUGGUGCACUGAGAGAUUUCACAUGUUUGUGUAUAAAUGAUGGAGACUGUGAUAGGUUUACACGUGCUGGAUCAAGGUGUAGUCUAAACCAUGGAUGAACGUGACCUGUCAGAGAGAUGGUAUUUGAAAAAGAUAAAUGUCAAUGAGAUAUAAAUGUUUAAUGAUGUAGCCGCUUUGAUCGAAGCUCCUCUG
Messenger RNA from Cheilinus undulatus (humphead wrasse), 2128 nucleotides. It is a transcript of the gene sytl2a, whose product is annotated as synaptotagmin-like 2a. Gene Ontology annotation, molecular function: neurexin family protein binding; small GTPase binding. The record is from RefSeq and is a predicted model, not a curated record. Gene Ontology annotation, cellular component: plasma membrane; exocytic vesicle. The transcript is spliced from 14 exons. Gene Ontology annotation, biological process: exocytosis; intracellular protein transport. Lineage: Eukaryota; Metazoa; Chordata; Actinopteri; Labriformes; Labridae. The coding region runs from base 191 to 1897 and encodes 568 amino acids.